Molecule: messenger RNA, 1176 nt
Organism: Kogia breviceps (pygmy sperm whale)
Lineage: Eukaryota; Metazoa; Chordata; Mammalia; Artiodactyla; Physeteridae
Source: RefSeq, a predicted model, not a curated record
AUGAGUGAAAACUGGUACUCAAACUCUUCAGAAAACUGGCGUCACAUUUGGAGUGUCAGUGACACAAAGCAUGAUUUGUAUGCAGAUAGCAAUAUCACCUAUGUGAACUACUAUCUUCACCAGCCUCAAAUGGCAGUGAUUUUCAUUAUUUCCUACUUUCUGAUCUUCUUCCUAUGCAUGGUGGGAAAUACAGUGGUUUGCUUUAUUGUAAUGAGGAACAAACAUAUGCACACGGUCACUAAUCUCUUCACCUUGAACCUGGUCAUAAGUGAUUUACUAGUUGGCAUAUUCUGUAUGCCUAUCAUGCUGCUGGACAAUAUUAUAGCAGGAUGGCCUUUUGGAAGUAAAAUGUGCAAGAUCAGUGGCUUGGUCCAGGGAAUAUCCAUUGCAGCUUCAGUCUUUACUUUAGUUGCAAUAGCAGUAGAUAGGUUCCGGUGUGUCGUCUACCCUUUUAAACCAAAGCUCACUAUCAAGACAGUGUCUGUCAUCAUUAUGAUCAUCUGGAUCCUGGCCAUCGCCAUUAUGUCCCCAUCUGCAAUAAUGUUACACGUCCAGGAAGAAAAACAUUACCGAGUGAGACUCAACUCCCAGAAUAAACCAGUCUACUGGUGCCAAGAAGGCUGGCCAAAUAGGGAAAUGAGGAAGCUCUAUACCACUGUCCUGUUUGCUAACAUCUACCUGGCUCCGUCCCUCAUCCUCAUCACGUAUGGAAGGAUUGGAAUUGCAUUCUCCAAGACAACAGUGCCCCACUCAGGCAAACAGAACCAGGUGGUGUCCUGGCACAUGGUGUCCAAGAAGCAGCAGAAGGCCAUUAAGAUGCUCCUGACUGUGGCCCUGCUUUUCAUUCUCUCCUGGCUGCCCCUGUGGACUCUGAUGAUGCUCUCAGACUAUGUUGACCUGUCUCUGAAUGAACUGCGGGUCAUCAACAUCUACAUCUACCCUUUUGCACACUGGCUGGCCUUUGGCAACAGCAGAGUCAAUGCUUUUCGCCUCCAUCUCUGCCAAAAAAGAGAAAAGUCCAAGGAAACCUACACCCUAAGAGCUAAAAACAAUGUGAUCAUCAACAUAUCUCAACUGUCAGCUCAGGAAUCUACAAUUAAAAACCCACAUGGGGAUAUUGUGCUUUGUAGGAAAAGUGCUGAAAAACCCAUACAGGAAUUAAUGAUCAAGAAUUAG